Molecule: messenger RNA, 375 nt
Organism: Peronospora belbahrii
Lineage: Eukaryota; Oomycota; Peronosporomycetes; Peronosporales; Peronosporaceae
Source: the annotation of a GenBank genome assembly
AUGCAUGGAAACACUGCCAAGGUGGAGCAGCCGAAAGUAGUAGUACCAGUACCGGCUGGACCGAGAAACAAGAGAAGUUUUAUUUGGGUUUCCUCGCGUGAUGCAGAGAUUUAUCCUUUGGUGUUGUGUGUGGCAGUUGGUACCGUGAUUGCCGGUUUCAGUGUUGUCCGUCACCUGAUGUUCGAUCCUGACGUUAACGUAAGCCGCGACCGGCGCGAGACACCAACAUGGGAACGCUAUGAUACCGAGGAAGGAAAGACAUUUUCGCGAAACCGCCACCAUUUAGCCAAUCUCAAACCGAAUCCGAUCAACACGUUUGAAGAAUCUGCUGCACUGAAAGAAGGAACCGAUGAACCGUUCUCGAAACACCUGUAA